Messenger RNA from Aspergillus melleus, 1318 nucleotides. RefSeq lists its product as uncharacterized. The transcript has a single exon. NCBI's taxonomy places the organism in Eukaryota, Fungi, Ascomycota, Eurotiomycetes, Eurotiales, Aspergillaceae. The coding region runs from base 1 to 1224 and encodes 407 amino acids. The record is from RefSeq and is a predicted model, not a curated record. Gene Ontology annotation, biological process: nucleoside metabolic process. Gene Ontology annotation, molecular function: catalytic activity.
AUGCUUGAUCGCAUUCAUGACAACCUACCUCCAAAUCAAAAGUUAGACGACAACAAUAACUACAUUCUAGGGAGUCUCCAAGGUCACAAUGUCGUAUUGGCCUAUCCGAGUUCCGGCGUGCAUGGUGAAACAUCGGCAGCUGAUGUGGCCACGCAGUUGCGCGCAAGCUUCAAAUCUGUCCGCUUCAAUCUGAUGGUUGGUAUUGGGGGAGGAGUUCCAGACACGGAGGAUACUCGUCUUGGUGAUAUUAUUGUAAGCAAGUCGACCGCUGGUCGGCCGGGUCUCGUCCAGUAUAACGUGAACUGGGAGCAGGUGGAGGAUCAGUUUAUUGGCGGCAGAGCGUUAAAUAAGCCAACACCAUUACUUCUCACAGCUAUGGGAAAAGCCGAGACAGCCGCAAUCUUCGGUGAAAGUAAGAUAUCCCAGUAUAUCUCGGAGACCUUAUCGAGAGACCCCGCCACCUUUACCUGUCCAGGCCCAGAGCAAGACGCCCUAUUUGAGCCAAAUUAUGAUCACACAACUAUGGAGCCCGAACAAAACGGGUGCAGUCAUUGCAACGUGGAUAGGAUCCGGCCCCGGCAACCACGGGAGGUACAAGGUCCAAUAGUUCAUUAUGGUCUGAUUGCCUCCGGCCAUCAUUUGAUGCGACACGGAGCGACUCGAGACGAGUUGGCACAUAAGCAAGGCGUUAUAUGUUUCGAGACGGAGGCGACCGGCUUGAAAGAUGCCGCCCAUUAUUUGGUCAUCCGAGGAGUCUGCGACUAUGCAGAUUCGCACAGUUCCACGCUCUGGCAUUCCUACGCCGCAGUAUCUGCAGCAGCAUAUGCAAAGGAGGUACUGACGUUCAUACCCAAAGUUUCCACGACGAUACCUUCGGCAAUAAACACCGAGGCCGUGCCGAUUCUCGACGCUUUGCUCUUAACAAGACCCGAAGUUGACCGAAAAUCCCUUAUUGUACUGAAAGGACGCAGAGCUGACGGUACCUGCGAAUGGCUCAUGCAAAAUCCCCGCUAUCAAGAGUGGUUGGCAGACAAAACCCAACCACUCCUCUGGAUCUCAGGUGGUCCUGGGAAAGGUAAAACCAUGCUGGCAAUUUACAUCACCGAGGUGCUACAACCAGUGGUUGACGCUGCCGAGAAUGUUCUCCUUUACUACUUCUGCAGUAACCGCGAUAAGAACCGGAACACGGCAUUGACUAUAUUAAGAGGCAUCAUACAUCAAUGAAUCGAUUUUCAUCCGCACCUGGCACAAUAUAUCAAGAACUCGUUCCAGGGGACUGAAACAACAAAAUACACCAUUUCCAGCUUUGUCUCCUUGU